CGCCUGGUUGAUAAUGGUAGAAGUUGUUCGAAACAACUUCGAGGAUGUUUUUCCUGAGAUCAAGGAAGCUAUCGAAGAGAGUGCCUUCGUGGGUAUGUGAGAUUUUGUUAUAGAAACCUAAAUUGCUGAUGACGGUCGUUCCCGAUCCUAAAAAGACCUGACUAAGACCCAUACUCCGCAGGUUACAAUACUAAGUUCAUAGUGUACUUGGUCUGUAAAGGGCAUGGUCGAAACUAGGAAUUUCAAACUUCUCUACUGCUCAACCUCCCCUUCUACUUCAUGACACUAGAAACUUCAGUGAGGAAGGAGAAAGACCUGUUUUGAAACAUGCCUUUGUUGAUUUGUUCGUGUAAGUUUGGCCACCAAACUGAGACAACUCUGUCUACAGGUACACCCCAUGUCUUACCCAGCAGUCACCAGGGCUGUCAACCCCCCACGUCUUCAAAUAUUGAGAAUUGAUGGGGAAGGGAUGAUAGAUGACAUCAUAAUGCACGGCACAUGACGUCAUUGUGAAAAAAACGUGCCAAAAAGAUGUUAUUGGAAUUGUAUCAUUUGACCUAAUUGGUUUACUUCCUACCAAUCAUUAUUGCGUAUAUUGCAACGGCAUACCAGAUUUUGUGAGAAAAUGUUUGAUGUUAACAGUAAAGUAGAUCAAAUAAGGCAACGUAUUUGAAAUUUCAUUGUCAAAAAGUCGAAUCUACAAGAAAUGGCAAACUUUGGCGAUUAUCCAGGAGAUAUCAGACUAAUCUGGAGACCAGGAGAAACGGUUCAAAAUCUGGAGUCUCCCAGAUUAUCUGGGAGAGUUGAUAGCCGUGAGUCACUGACUAGUGGAACUUGGGUGGGAUUUGUCAAUAGAGAAGUCCUUCACCAGCAUCUUUUGGGCAAGUCCCUCUCCCCCCCACCCUCAGCUUUUGAAAUUAUGUUAGGUGUAAUAAUAUGCCUAGCAUUUUAAUUUUCCAGAUCUUUGUAAUGGCUUUUGUCUUACAAUGGCAUGGCCUCUGGUCACUGCUAGUAAGAAAUCCUCGUGUGAAUUUCGUAAGAAAAGUUUAUUGGUAAAUUAGUUUAUUGAACUUAAUGUUUGCAAAAGGGGGAGGGGGGUACACAAGCAUGUAAGACCCGCAGCCAUGCCCACAGCUGUUGUACCGGUAGAAACCACCUUCAAAGAUGGUAUAUCUACACUAAAUACUUACAUAUAAGUGAACCCAAUGAUAUAUUUUCUUUCAACAUUAUUUCAUUUGUAGCUAUUGAUGCAGAAUUUACUGGUCUUCAUACAACUGAUGGCUCUCAACCAAGGUAUUGUAUUAUGAAUAUUGACCCCCUCUUUGUGCGUUUCCAGGAGGGAAAAUGUAAAAAAAAGCGUCUGGGGUAGCAAGUGGACCAAAACAGGGGGAAAGGGUAGGUUUGAGAAGCAAUUUAAUAUUAUGAAAACCAGGGUGGCGCAGUGGUGAAAGCACUUGCCUCCCACCAAUGUUUUGUGGGUUCAAAUCCCAACAUCUAUGCCAUAUUUGGGCUGAGUUUGUGGUUUGUUCUUUCCUUUGCUCCGAGAGGUUUUUCUCUGGGUUCUUCAGUUUUCCCCUCCCCUAUAUGCUUCCAAAUUUGAAUUUUAUCUUGAAUGCACUGACAUUUGCAAAACAGUUCUUACAUGUAAUAGUCCUGGGGCCAAUUUCAUAGAACUUUUACUUAAGUGUAAUUUACAAGUGUGCCCAUUGUUUUAGUGUCUAGAAACAAGAGCUACACUUGUAAUAUUAUAGUUAUGUUAAAUUGACCCCUGUUCCAUCCCCACUUGUGUAAGAAUAUACAUAAUAGUUUUUCUAUUUUAUCCUUCCCAAGGUUAAUUAGCCAGAAGGGUGUCCAGCUGUCCUAUGGAUGCCCAUUUUUGGAAGAAAUACAAGGAAAAUUCACUUAAUCUCUUAUAAUUUUAUGGAAAAACACGUGCUCUGGAUGGUCAGUUUUCAAUGUCUGGCUAGAAGCCUGAUCGACCCUUCCUGUAUUGCCUAAAGUGAACUGCAAUUUUAUAUUGAAGUGGCUAUUUUUCAGUAUGUUCACAGUACACUUCUGUCUGUAACUCGAUUGUUAUUCUCUCCAGCUUGUUUGAUGAUCCUGAAACAAGAUACAAGAAAUUAAAGAGAACAGCUUCCCAGUUUCUGAUCAGCCAGUAUGGUGAGUUCUAAACACUUUUCUUGAAUUAAUUUUUUGCCUGCAUGCAGACGACUCCUAUUUCCUUUGUUGCACGUGGAAAAGAAACAUGUUGUGCAACAAGAGACGUUUGCGUGCAGUCAACUUGAAUUUAUGACUUUAAUACAGUAAUAUCAUAGAUUCUUUUAAUUGAGUAUGAGCACCUACAUGGUAAUGAAAUGCCAAAUUUGUAAAUUCACUGGCCUGUUGCAGGCAUUUAAGACCAUUUAAGCAAUAGAAAAAGUUUUCCGUGUUUGCAUAGCCUGAUAUAAACACGAGAAGGGUUGAGAGAAUUCGAGACAGUUAUGCAAAUCCGCAGUCAACUUGAAUUUUAUAUCAGGCUUUAUUAUAGAUUCUUUUAAUUUUGUAUGGCUAUUAAAAGAGAAAUUCUUACCAGGUGCAAAAUCCCGCUAAGUCUGUUAAUUCUUGAAAAAGAUGCCAAAAUUUGUAAAUUCACUUCUUUUGGCCUGUUUCAGUGGAUUUAAGACCAUUUUGAACUGGUAAAUUGCAGUUAAUAGACUAGAUGGACAAAACAACCAUGUUUACAUACUGAAGAGUGGACCAGUAAAACUGGAUGGACAAAAGGAUGAACAGUGGACCAAAAACUGGAUGCAUUUUUUUUUUCUAGCCUUAUUUAAUAGUCCAUUCCACCAUAAGUGGAAUGCUUUUGGAACAAAUAAUUAUGCUGUCAAAUUUGGUCUUUUUUUUUUUUUUUUUUAUAGCAUUGCCAAUUUUCAAGCAAAUUACUAUAACAGAUAAUUACUGAUAAAGUAAUUAUCUGCUUGACCUGCUUUAGAUUAAUCGGGUAGUGCUCAAAAUGUCACCUUUGUGAAUUAUUGUCAAACUAAUAAAACUGUGAACACCUGUUCAAGGAAUGAUUUUUGUUUGACCAGUCACGGCGAAGAUCAGGACUUGCGAGCAAGCUACAAAGCCACAAACUAAUAAUAUUAUUAUCUUAAAGAUCAUUUUUUUAAAUCACAGGAUUGACAGCUUUUGUCCCAUCCAAAGAAGAUUCUAACAAGUAUGUUCCCUGCAAAUGUUUUUGGUGUGGAUUUUUUUGCAGCCUUAUCAUGCCCAUGUAGUAGAAGAAAUUUUGAUAAUUUCUUUGGACAAUAUUCCAUAGCAUGACCAUUCAUAUGUUACCUUUUUAAAUAAAAAAGUAAUGUUUUUACACUGCAUAUAAUAUGGAAGAAUUGGAGGUUUGGGUGGUUUGAAUGGCCUUUGAUAACCCUUGAUUUGCAUUAAUGGCAUAGCAAGGUUCAACCCCAACAAACAGGGAAGCCUUAUGUUUUGCACAUCCAAAAAAUGAUACCUUGAACAUGCCUCAAACUAGGUACCCUUUGCUACUAACUGGAACUCAAUUCACUUAGUUUCCCAACCCUAAUCUCUAAAGUUCAGAGUCAUUUAGCAUUUUGCAUUUUUUGCAUUUUGCUUUUUUCAGGAUUCUACAAAAUACCCUUCCUAACUUGUGCUGUGAUAGAAAGUUGUAUCACGUUCAAACGAAAGGCAAAGAUCACCUUUACUGCCCGUAGCAGAGACCAUAUUAAAGUGUAUGCAUUGGUCUGCUGGGUCAGAAUAUUAUUUUUAUGCAAUUAUUUAUGCUGAGAGAGGAAAGGGGUUCUAAUGCUCUCGCUGUUGUAUAUUUAUUUUUCUUUCUUUCUUUCUUUCUUUCUUUCUUUCUUUCUUUUUUUACAGGUAUGUGGCUCAUGCAUACAACAUUUUUUUGUAUCCCCACUCCUUUGGACCUACAGAUUGCCGAUUCCUUUGUCAGGUACCGAAACAAGUCAGUCAAAGUUAGUUAGUUGGCAGCUUUAUAUUCUCAAUUGAAAUCUAUUCCACCUUUUUGAAUUUUGAUUUUUAACACCGUUAAAUAAUAAUAAAUAAUAAUACUAAUAAUAUUAAAUGCAGUACCUUUUUUCAUUCCAACUUUUACAGGCAUCAAGUCUGGAAUUUUUAUGUCAACACAACUUUGACUUUAAUAAGGUACUAGAAGAUAAAAUUUAAAACUAUUGGACGGUACUAUAUCCUGCCUGAGACCUUUCAUAGCAACCUCUAUUCUUUGAAUUAUUAAUAUGGAUGGUUCCUUAUUUCAUUAUCCAUGUAUUCUUAUGGGAUCUCAGUCUUGGGCCACACCCCAAAAACAAAUCUGAGCAAACUCUUGACUCUCCAGAAAAUAGUUCUGCAUCUAAUUAUUGAUUUUAUAGAUAAGAUAGAGAAUGCUGUCAUAUAUUUUUUAAAAAAGCUGAAUUAUUUGUUGCAUGCUGAUUGGCUAGUUUUUAUGUUCAAUGAGAGGACAGACACAUACAUGUAAGAUUUUAAUUUAUGCAAGAUGCAGUCAUUUGCUGAAUGAAUGCCAAACUUCAAUGUUUUUCUUUAGUUUAGUUUCGCAGAAGAUUCACUUUCGGCCUACUAAAAGAAUAGACAGAUAGCUCUAAUGUAAGACUUGCAUCCUGUUUGGAUUCACUUCAACCAUACGAUGCUUCAACUUGUUCUGUUAUUUGAAUGACUCCAAAAUCUGUCCUGGAAUAAUUAACCUUGUGCUAGUUCACAACUUUAUACUAUCUCCCAAAAUGCCUCCAUUUUUCAAGACAAUAAACAUUGCUGAUCUCAUUCUUGUUCUGAAGUUUGGAAAGCAAUAAACUCCUAACUUAUGCAGGACAGUGACGUGACUCAGCCUGUCAAAUAUUUAGCCAAUGACACUGCGUUACUUGUCUUCAAUAGCCAAUCACCAAGCGAGAAAACUUAUUGACAAUAACAUUGUGAGUAGUUUUAAAAAAGUUAUAAAUUUUGUUGUGUCUUUUUCAUUUUUACCAGCAAAUUGACUUUUUCAAGCUUUUGUCAUUGUAAAAAACAAACUGGCACCAGUCGACACCUGCAGUUCGUGGAUCCACAGCACUAUGACAACGCUAUGGCAUCAUUUUAUCUUCAAGUCAAUAAGAGGACAGACACAUAAAAAACUGGUGUCAAUUUGUUAAAUUCACUUGUGCUGAUAUUCUUCCUGUAAAUAUGCUUUUGCAUAAAUCUACAUCUAUCCUAAUACAUGAUUCACAGUGAAUAUUGAUUGAUUAUUGAAUUGAAUAUAAAUUUUCUAUACAUUUAUAAAAAAAUUAGUAAAUUUUAUUUGCAGUUCAUAUACAAUGGAGUUCCAUAUUUAAAUGAUGAUCAGGUAUGCAUGAAAAAUUCAAUGGAUAUUAGACAUAAUUAUGUGAAUUAUAGGAUGGCCUUUGCCAGAGUAUGAAAUCUACUGCAUGUAAGCUUGUCGCCAUGCCAAAAUACACCAGACCACAAAAAAAACAAACUAGACAAUAAAAUGAAUGCUAGUAGGUACAAGAAAAGUUUUUAUCUAGUCUGAAAGUACAUGUACAUGUUUGGUACAUGUAUGUUCCUUCCUCAUAAUCAAAGGUUGCUUUUCUCUGUGUUCUUUCCAUGUGUUGACAAGGUACAUUGCAACAUUUUCCAUUCUAUCUUCAAAUAAAAAUUAGAUUAUUAACACAUUCACACCUCAACUGCUUAUAUGUACAAGUGUAAUAUUAUGUUAUAAAGAAAAAAAAUGGAGAGAAAAAUGAAAGAUCAGGGAGGAGAGUGAGGCAAAGGUAAAAGAGGAGGUGGCAGUGAAAACGUUUUGUCUAAAAAUUGUCUAAACAUUUCUCCUUUGAUGGGAAAUUCUGUGGAUACCAAAACUGCUAAUGCUGUAAUAUAGCAUCAGGUCUAAAGCCCGUAUAUUUCUCAUCUUGUAUACAAGGAUUUAGGUAGUUUUGCUUUUUGGCCAGCUUGGCUUGACUAGUUUCAGAAAGCUUUCUUCAGCAAAAUGGUUAGAGGUGACUGUGUUAAACAACCAAAGUACCAGGAAAAGUUUGUCACUUGAGUAGACUAAGUUGAUACUGAAUAAGCCAUUAAGUUUUAAAAUUUGUGAUUUUAUUUUAUUCAGGCUACUGUACUCCAAAAAUAUCACACAAAUGGUAAUUUAUAUUCAAGCUUCCGGUCAACUUCUUCAGGGUAAAGUAUAUAAACGUUUUUAACAUUUUUUCGGCUUGUUGCUUGAAUGUUUUUAAGUAGAAACAAUUGUCAGAAAUGUGUGUGAGCUCAUACAUAGCAAUUCGUCGCAAGGGAGUUAAGUUUCCAUGGUAUGUAUUUUUUGGCUUUGUUUUGUCUUUGAUCUUAUUACAGGAUUAAAGAUGAAGAUGUUCUAGACAGUUGCUGUGUCAGGCUGGAAGACUGGCUUUCAACAGCCAUAGAUGGCGAUGUAAUGGAAUUAAACCUUGGCAGCUGUAAGCUUUCACUGCAAGUUUUUACACUGACAGUAGCACUAUCUUACGUACUAUGUACUUUGGCCAUUUGCCCCUUCAGGAGAGUGGGCUAAUGACACUGUUCCACCCCUUGACUUGAACAGGGACGUUUGACAAACGUUCUGUCCAUGGCCUGGGCUUAUGGAGUGACUUGAAGGGUUAGCAUGUCACAUGUUGAUUGACAUAAGAUAAGGUAGUAACUGUUGGUGAAAAUGGUGACUGGUAGACCUGCAUGACUGCUCUGGGCUAGUAAACUUGAGCAGCAGCUUGCCCAACCAGUGAGUUUUAAAAUUUUCAACUUACCCUGUCAAAUCUGGGCAGUCUUCUCUCAAUCACCUCAGGAGCAUCUGCUUCUCUGCAUUUUUGCCUGGGUUUCCCACUUUCCCUACACCAGUUGUUCCUGGACCAAUAUUUUACAAUGAAUGAUUGAUUUCCAGAUCAAGCUCAGUAUCUUUUUAUUGAAGAAGUUAAAAGAAGAUAUACAGAUGUCAAGUGCCAUGUCAAGAAUCAUUUUAAGGUAGUACCAUGCCAGUAGCUACAUUUAACAAACAUUGAUGCUGUAAUUGCUGUCAAAUGAAGUUUUUUUUAGUAGAAUGUGUGUCUAAGACUAUGAUAUUUACUUUAUGAGAUAUACUCUAAGAAUUUUAGGUAUUCCAUUCUUAGGUUAAACUGGUAUUCAUCCUCUAUUAGGGUUAACCUUUUGCUAUGGUUCUAGUCAUCCUAGUUACCUCAAUUGAACAGCUGUUGAAUAGUGGUUUAAUCUGUGAGGUGAUUUAGCUACAACAUACCAUAAAAUGCUAUAUUUUUUGCUCUGUAUUGUCAUGACUACAGCUCUAUAAAUAAAUACCCCUACUCUUCCACAAAAUGUUGUACUCUCAAGCCAACAUUUAAAUAAAAUUACAGCUGCACUUAUCAUUUACAGUUUCUUUUAGUGAUUAAAUCAAUUUUUUUUUAACAUAUAAGGUACUUGUCAAAAAACUUGCAACAGCUGCUGAAGAUAAUCAAGAAAGUAACACUCAUCAUCUUACUCAGGAACAAGAAAAGUAAGAGUUUAAUGUCUUUAGCCUGAGUGAAGGACUCCUGUUUUAAGGGAACAGUAGCCUGUGUACAGACCCCCCUCCCCUCAGGAAAAAUCGGAGAAGGGGCCCCUCUCCAAUUUUUCCUGAGGGGAAGGGAGGGGGAGAGGGCUGUACACAGGCUAAGGGAACAGAAAAGCCCAUCAGAAAAUUGUAGUUACUGGUAAAAAUCCUUGAAGGAGGCCAAUCUUGGUUCUGCAUUUUCAUCAUCAUUGUCAUUAUCAUUAUUAUUUUUUAAAGGUCAAUUUCAAAGUAUUAAAAUUCAUGUAGUGAUUCAGUUUUAUCCUUGGUUUGAAUUUUUUUCCCAUUGUCUCAGACUCAUUAUCAUACAUUAUCAUAGCCAAAAACAAAGGAAAAUAAAAUUUGAACCAAGGAUAAAAUUGAACCACAACAUUCAUACUAGGUUACAAGGCAAGUUUUCUUCAAUCUAAUUACAUGGAUGAACAACAUUGUACACUGCCAAUAAACUGAAUGUCAGGCAUAAGCAGAUUACUUGUUUCAGCUUAUGUAUCUUUCUGCUGAUUUCAUUGAAUGAUCCCAGGGGAGGGAGUGCAUGCUACAAACCAAAUUCUUAAUUCUUUUAGAGGCAAAAGUUCCUUGCAGAAACCAGUUGAGGUCUAUUUACAUAGUGAGGGAAAACAAUUUUACUGAGUACCAUUUGUUUAUUACUAACCAAUUAUUAUUAUAAGAACACUGCUCUCAGUUGGGCAGCCAGCUCAGUUGGUUUGGUCAGGGUUCAAUCGUGGCAAGCCUGAUUUUUUUCAAGCUUUCUUGUCCCAUCUUUAACUGCGAUGAUCUUUGAAUUUAUUUCUUAAUUCAGUGAGUAAUAUAUUCAUCAUUUCGUACUAAUCAUUAUUACACAGUAUAAGAAUUCCAGAAGAAAUUUUUGUUGACAUCCUUAUUCAAAAUCUACCAUUUCUUCAUUCUUUAGAAUGAUAAGUGCUAUGAUUGGUUUUUCAAGAGUUUUCCAAGUCUUAGCGUCAUGCAAAAAGGUACUUGUAUACAUAGCCAAGAAAGUUGUAUCAAGGAUAUUGUCAUAAUACUUCUAGAGCACUGUUUACAAAAAGAGAUCAACAGUGCUUUACCAUCAAUGUUUCUAUUAUCUAUGAAAUAUAAAACAGUAAAAUUUACUGUUUUAUAUUUCAUAGAUAAUAGAAACAUCAGUAUUACUAUUUAAUAGUAAUACUGAUGAGAAUUAAACUCUUAAUAUGUAAAAACUCUUAACAAGAUAUAUACUAAUACUAAAAUCUCUUAGUGAUAUUUAAAAAAUCAAAAUAGAUUUGUAAAAUUCACUACUCAAAAAAUUGCUUUAAAAGAAAUGUCUUAAUUUACUUCUUAAAACUUUCAAGAGAUUCGAUAGUGCUAGUGGAGCUCAAUAGACUUCGUAAAAUGAAAUUCAUUUAUUUGCUCAGUUUGUUUGCGCCAAGUGUUUUCAAAAAGGCCAAAACUUAACUCAUCAAUAGGUUAAUAUUGACUAGAGUAAUUUUCAUAAUUCACUAGCCUCUUGUAGGGCACAAUGUACUGACAGAUCUGAUGAUGACGUAUGAGAGGUUUUACAAGCCAUUACCAGGUCAGUAACUAUAGAAGACAAGAGAGAAUGAUCUAAGAGAUCGAAUCCCCAUACAUGACCCUCUUCCCAUGGAAAUUGUUUGAAAUCUAUUCUUGGUUCUGUGUCAUACUGCGUAGUUAUUUUAAGAACUCCACCUUACUGGUCGGUUAGAAUGGCGUAUUGUAAUUUUAAACUUGGAGGGUAACUCAUUUUACUGCCGAUCACGCACAGCAAGCGAUAUGACGUGCGAACUUGGUACUUCUUUCGUCAACGAGUGAAAAGAUUUCUACGCAGAAAAAUCUUGCCAGGGUAGCCGCCGACAAGCAAAACAGUCCUGGCGUGCGAGAGUCGCCGGAAAAAGCGGUUCUGUCUUGUAGAAGAUUUCUGUUGAAGGGUAUGCACGGGAUUCGGGAAAACGCAAAAUUUCUUAACGGGAUACGGGAUUUGACCGCGACUCGGCAAGCGGGAUUCGCCAAAAUCUUGGCACAGGGUGUGGCGCUGGGAAAGAAAACGGUAUGAUGACAGAAGGUCGGGAUGCGGAGCGGGACUGCGGGAUCACUAUCAAACCUACCUUGGUGCUGGGAGACUGGGGAGAGAAAUGAAGGGAACGCCCUCUUUUCUUCUCCUCAGGUUCCUGGCUGUUUUUCUGUGUUUUUUUUUCGAUACCUCGAGAAUCUAAGGGCCUUGAACAGUCGUCACAUUGACGUACACAAUGAGACGAUUCUUGGCCAACCUCCUUUUGUUUCUUGAAUUUUGUUUUUCAGUGUAAAUUCAUGCAUGUCUGUUGUUGCUUUACAGAAAGUUUACAAGACUUCAAAUCGGAGGUUCACAAACUGUUUCCGCUGAUUUACGAUACAAAAUUUCUCGCCUUCGAGAUACGAAAAAAUCCAGUAAGUAAGUUAGCUGAAGAACAGUAUAUUGUCUGAGAGUAUUGACAAGUGCGGGAAAGGGGACAAAAACCCCAAAGGAUAGAAGAGAGUGGGGGACUCCCCCUGCUUUCAAGCUUGCCACAAAGGCUACUUCCUGAUGUAACGAGUAAAAGUUCUAAACGCGCUGACAUCAGAAAAAGGUUUUAGCAGAUGUUGUAGUUGUAGGCCUAGUCCAAACGUCGAACUUUUCAUUAGACGAACCAAACUCUAAUUUGCGUCGACCUAAAUUAAGUUAAGAUCGUCUGUUGGGUCAGACGUCGAACUUAGGACGCGUCGAACCAAUCAACUGAAUCAGACCAAAAAGCAAUGUUAAUAAAUUUCUCCCUAACGAGGCUAUAUAUACAUAAUCAUAAAAAUUUCUAAUUUAUUAGUUUAGUUCAUCGCAUAGUGAAGAAGACGUUUGUCCCGAAGACAAUUUUCAGACGUUCUAUCCGUCUGUAUCUAAACUAGCCCGUGAUGGCUAGUUCAUACGAGUGACGCAAGUGAAAACUUAAGAACAAGAGAAUGCUGGUGUGAACCACUGUACCAACCCCAAAUCGUUUGUGCAUGUUUUCCCGCAGGCUGUAUCCGAACGUAAUUUUCUUGAUGAUACAAACUUAGAAAAACUCCACGCUGCCCUUUCGAGGUAAGAUUUGUACAAAAAUGUUUUCCCCUUAGCUUUAGAUCCAGCGCACUUUUUAUGUCUCGAAACUCUACCUUUGCAUCCCAGGCCCCCGAGCUUUGCAUGUGUGAAUUUCCAAUGAAAUUCUGCAAAUAUCGCUUUUAUUCAAAAUUACAUUUAUAAUAACAACAGGGCUUUGCGUAUAGCGUAAACAGGACUGUGUCAAGUUGGUCGCUUAACUCGUUCAAUCGUACAUGUCAGACAUUUCUCCAUAUAGUUCGUAUGCUACUUAAAGGAGACUUCAUUUAAAAACCAAAACGUUGGUGACAUAUUUUAUCAGCAUUGUUAUAAAAACGCUCGAACAGGUUGUAUUUUAAACCCGAUAGUCUUGGAAUGGAAAUAACUCCAGCUGUGCGCUAGUGGGGAGGAGGUACUCCCUAUAGUGGCCUAUACAGGGGGAAUCCCCCCAAUAGCGGUACCUAUUUCAGGCCUCACGUAUAUGACUGGGUAAGGAUUUCGUUAGUUGAACUAUGGGAAAGGGUUUGGAAAUCGGUCAUUUCGCUCCGUAGAAGGACCUAAAAAGGCUACCAGGCGCAUUUUAUGACUGUGAAAAAGUCGAGAAAACUGCGUGGUUUAGUAGUGUAUUCAUAGAAAUCAGUGCAUUUACAGCGGUUAAAAGGGAUGUUGUGUUCUAAACUAGGCAUGUGGAAGGGGCACCAUUUAUCAAUAGAAGGUAUACGAAGUGGGUAUCUUUUCUGUGAAAAAUGCUUUAUAAAAGGGGUUGGAACUCUCAGCGGAGUCUUUCCGUUAAAACUUUGUUGAUCUCAUUAGCCAGCCGCCUUUUGGCUGGAUUAUUACCUUGUAUAUUUGUAAUUCUUCUUUUGUUUUUUGUUUUCUUUUUUUUACAGCAAAGAUGCACAGUACUUUGCACUUUAUACGCCCUCAAUAUCACUUUCAGAAAAAUGUUACAGAUAUCGUAAGUAUACUGGUCACAUCCGUCCGAACUGAACCGAUGGCGUAUGCCGCUGAUUACUAUACCUAAGAUUUUAAUUUGUUAUGUGGCUGUAGGAGCUAGGUAGCGAAUUCAGCUAUCUCGUCUCGCUCCUUGUCCCUCAAGAGACAUUUCGUCGUUUCUCCCCCAGGCAUCCCCAGGAUCCCUAGUGGCGAGGAGCGAGGACAGACUGCUGUAUUCGCAAGCCACUGUAGGAGCUUAUGCAAAAUGGUUUUCGACUUUCUCCUUGCGUUUUAGUUGAAGAGAAAAUGCCUCAUGAAGCCGGCUACGAUUCAUUCCUGUCCGGUUUUGGUGAGUACCAAUAGUUACAAAACUCUACUUUAUUCCGUAGAAGGUAAAUACAAAUAUUCUUUCAACCGCAAGAAGAGAACUAAGGCUAUGAUCUUCACACUAUAACGGAUAGCUUUUCGUGCCGACUCCAAAAGCUAUCCGAUUUAGAGUGAACACCUAUCCGAUAUGUCGACUCGUAGAGAUCGGCGCCGCGCAGCUUCCCUCCGUUCAGUCCCUUACAGAAAUCGCGCCGAAAUCACCAUUCUUAUGUGUGAACAGAAACCCUAUUUGGUAUGGUUUUCGCGCCGGCGCAAAAGCUAUUCAGUAUAACUUAAGAUCGUAAACAAGAUCCUAAACAUAGAGAUACAUCAUAUUAGUGAUUUGAGGGCUCUUGAGACGGUCAUACGUUCUUUACGAUCUCGGUUUAAGAUUCGUAUGAAAAUUAAAUUUAAAGAAAAGUUUGGAAUUCGAAGGUUAAUAAAUUACUAAAAAAUAGUAUUUUUUUGUAAUUUAUUAUUUUGUAAGAUACAGUGCACAGCAGUGGCGGAUCCAGGAAUAAGGUCCGGGGGUUCCCAACCUUCCCUCCUGUCCCUUUCAUAACUGAUAAACCCGUCAGAUCAGAGCUGUUGUUGUUGUUUGUUUGUUUGUUUGUUUGUUUUUUGUUUAAGAACUAUAUCCUUUAAAGCAGAAAUUGUCACCACCUAAGGAUCCCACAUAUAUUGUGUAGCGACGAGCGAAGUCGGAAAUGACCGGCUGUAUAAUAGUUGUUACACAGAGGAAAAGUUUGGACUCCUUCAAUGUAAUACCUUGGGCCCGGUGCAUCAUUAAAAUUAUGGUAGUACUUUUCCUGACAUUCGAGUCAUGGUAAAACUCUAUCCAGUGAACAUUCAAAAGAAAGACUUUGAAAACAUAUCGGUCCAGUUUUAAUACAACAUGUCAUCUCAGACCUCUUUGUCUAGGAGUACGGAUGGUAGGUUACGUAUUAAUAAUCUUAAUGCAAGAAAUGCGCACGUUUGUUUGAAAAUUACUACUAUCCGCUAUAGAUUAAGCUUGUAUCAGUUGUAUCAAAUGACUAUUUUACAUGACUUUCUUUAAUUUUAUUUUCAACAGUUUUUUUGAGGAUGGCACAUAUUCUGGCUUAUAAAUCAUCAAGGUAAUCCCUGAUAUCAACAAAAAACUAAAAACCUGUUUAGUGAACUGUGAUAUAUAGCGAAAUUGCAUCUCCAUUGGUACUUUAAGUAACUACUUUUAAUACAUGUAAGUCCAACGGUCUGUCCAACGUAAAACCCGCGCUACCCUGCGAGCAAUUUUUUCAGAAACCACUGCUUAGAGGGUCAACCCCAAGCUGUCGCUAAAUAACAAAAAUACAGUUAGAGCCAAAGUGGCUACAUCGUGCAGCAAGAACAGUCCCAGAGAGCAAUUCGGCUCAACAACGAGCAAGUCGAUCUCACGUGCAAACUCAAACUUAAACUCAAACUGGCCCAUAGGAGAAGGAAACUGGGCCGAGUUAAGGUGACUCGACCCAGUUUUUUGGGGGGGUACCAUCCUACUUUGAAGCUCUCUGGUAUCCCCAUCUUUACUUUUAUCGUAAGUCUAACACAUAGAAUGGAUAACAUAUAAAAAUCUUCAAAAUAAAGGGAUGAAUCUCAUAGUUUAUUAGAUAUAAUCCGUGUAAAGUUUGCUUAUCAUUUUCGCAUAAAUUAUGACCUAAAUUUGGAAACCGCUGAAUUUCUCGAAUUAGGUCUUUGCGAUUUUGGUGAAACUCUAUUCAGCGCAAGGCACUAAUGCGCACUAUGUGUAGCCGAGAGAUUUUCACGAAAAAAUGCCAGCAACAGCAGAUUUUCGUCUCAGACCUCAAAGGGGCGUGGCAUUAUAACCAAGUGACAUUUACUCCGAUCGCCAAAAAUUUUAUGUUGUAUUGUAGAUUGAUCUAUAUGUUAUCCAUUCUAUGUGUUAGACUUACGAUAAAAGUAAAGAUGGGGAUACCAGAGAGCUUCAGAGUAGGAUGGUACCCCCCAAAAAACUGGGUCGAGUCACCGUAAAUUUCGCAGAGACUUCUGGAACUGUUACUAGGGACAUUGGGGGAAAAUAAGCCAAUAGCUGACCGGCGCAUCCCCAGUAACGAUCCCAGAAAUACCUGCGGGAUGCAUUUUGGCUCCAGUUCCCUUCUCGUUUCUAAAGUGGCGAAUGAAUUUGGCGCAUAUAUAGCCUGCGUAGCAAGCGUUUCCGUUCGAUUUUGGACCAAACGAGACCGGCAAAAACCGAAAAUCCCGUUCCUCUGUCUUUCUUUGCUCCGAAACCAAACAGAAACACUUGCUACGCAGACUAGAGCAUACACAAAUAAAUGGAUGGGAGAAACUUUUUUUGGUUGGUUAUUUGGGUGAGUGGGUGGGUGGUUAUAUGCAUGACUUUGUGUGCGUAUAAAUAGGUACCGCAUUCGACCAUCACGCUCGAUGAGAACAGCUUCCGAGUGGAACUUUACCACUGUCACCUAAAUUGAUUUUUAUGUCUUUAUGCCACAGGUCUCCAACUGGACCUCUCCCUUUUUCAAAAUUUCUUCGCGUGUUAAAGCCGUGUGAAAAUCUCGUUCAUCUUAGCAGGGCAACGGUUCAGCAUGUGGUAUGUUUCUAAAAAAUAUAGAAAUUAUAGUUUCAAUGCUGGCAUUGAAAUCUUGUUUUUUUUGUACAAAUACGAAUUGCUUUAUUCUACACAGAAUCUGAUUGGCCCAGAACCUCCCUCCAUUCGUCCGCAAUGGCUUUACAUCACUUCUAAGACAACAACAAGACCACUUGUUGCGAGAACGGUAAGUUGUCCUUUCACUAAACAAAAUCCUUUCUAAUUUCGUCCUUAUUUAUUUGAUAAAGCAGGUUACAUAUACAAGGCAGCUUGGAAACUGUCGCAAACCUGCCUUAGCAGUACACUUAUAGACGCACAGGUGCUUUGAACAUACCACCGGAGUCGGUCUACGUUCCCCUACUCUUUACUAACAGUAGUAUGGGUUUGUUUACAUCCCACAAGAGUCAGGAGUGCCGUGAGACGGGGCCUACAGGUUUUCGUUCUUAUCCGAAGAGAUUAAAAUUUCUAACCAUUUGUAGAUGUUAGAGCAAAGGCAGCACAUUCUCCUCAGUUAGUUAAGACCCCUUAGUGUCAGUCCGGCUCUGGGUCGAGUUGUUCGACGGGAAUCUAACACCCGGGUUUCUUUUUUCUUGUGUUCAAAAGCCUGUUAUUUUUAGAGCUUCCCACUUGUAGACAAUAAAAUUAAAACUGAAAUGCUUUUUAAAACCAAAUUCAAAUUGAGCUAAUCUUAACCCAGUUGGUGGUAUAUAUAGUCGAGGCAAACUGGCAAGAACGCGUCGACAAUUCCAAUCUACUCCACCCCCUGGUGCUCCACUUUGGCACGUGCGUUAGUCCGGGGUUCAUCAAAUAAAAUACGAGUAAAUAGAUGGCGGUGAACACUGAGUUAUAACUUACAUAACAGGCGUACGAGAAAUUUAGCGCGCAAAUGAGAAGGGCGAUGCUGACUGCGAGAGAAGAGGAGACGUGCGAGGAGAGAGAAACUUCUCUGUUCGAGCGCAUCGCUAAUUUCAGCUCAUUAGUCUCUCUCGCGCGCGUGCAUCACUUAUCACGCACCCUUCACUUCUGAUGCGCCUGCUACACAGGCUAGUGAAUACUCAAUGAAUAAACAAGUAAGCCUGUUACUGAAGUUAGUCUGGCUGAGAUUGGUUCCUCAAAGUAAAGGGCUCAGUGAAAUAUUCAUGACAAUGACCAAAUACUUUUUUUUGAAUUCUGUCUUGUAGUUGGCACAAGAGUUCGCGGGUUUUGGUUCCGUGGACGUAAAAAUUUUGGACUCGCAGCACGCGCUGGUCGCUCUUGCUCAACACAGAAGGUGAUCGCAAAUGUUUAUAGACCUUAAUUUUGAUAGCCACCUUCAGAUCAUGAACGUGUAGGAGCUUUUUGGGAUGCAAUGGACGUACAGAUUAGUGAUUCUUUAACGCCUACGAAGUGGAUAUGAAAAAGUCGUACUCUGUUGGCCCCUGGUCGUAAAAUUUUUUCUCAGGUGUUUUGCGCGUGCGCUUAUAUCCUCGCCAAUUCUUUCUCCUUUUCGUUGCCGCUUGCUAAGCAGUUUAGGUUAUUGCUAUUUAGUUUGAAAACAACUGUGAUAAGUAUUUAACCAUUUUCCUGUCGUUUCGUAGGGCCAAAGAUGUUUUAAGUAAAUUUAGAUGCCACAAAACGCUCAGUGUGCGGGCGUACAACGCUUGGCUGGAUUCUCCCGAGAUAAAAAUAGCGCUUUGGUGAGUGCGUAGCUCUGCGACUUGCCAGUUUUAAAGAGACUUAUAGGGUGUGUUCCUUUCGGUGAAUCCAAAAACGGAUUUUAGAUCUAAGAACGGAUUUCGCGUUCCUUUCGGCAAAUCCAAAUACAGAUUUUUGAUCUGGUGAAUCCUUUUUGAAAAAGGAUUCAUUGGAUUUGAAAUCCGAAGAAUCCAAAUCCAGAUUAACGGAUUAGUGAUCUACCCUGUUCCAUUCACAGUGGAUCCGAAAUUAGUCAGAUGAUCCAGCGGUAUUUCCAGUUGAAGUAUUCCCAUAGAGGCCGUAGAGUUUCCUCGUUGCUGCCAUUUGCCGCAAAACAUCUGAAAACACUAGAAGGUUGUUCCUGGUACAUUAAAAUAUCCAUAUACUAACCAUUUGUCUCUAAAGAUUGCUUGAAAUCAGAAAUAAGUAUAACUAACAAAUGAACUGUUAUCUAACUACAAACUCGCUUGUAGACGCGACAGGCACUCGAUCGUGUUACAUAAAAAAAAUCCAAGCUAUGAAACUGGAUCAAACUGGCCGACAUUCUUUAGAUAAUUUUCAAUUUUAAUGCGCUUCUUUCUUUGUCUGUUUUAUAUGUUCCAUCGUCGCUAUUCGAACUGCCGACCACUAAAUUCUGCACGGUAUAAUCGCAUAAUUUGUCAAACAGUAGAAAACACGUCAUUUCUUGAGAGGCUGUCGUGCAUAUUGCACGCGUUGGCGAAAGGUUACCAAGGUUACAAAUCCAAUUUCGGAUUUCACGUUCCUUUCGACCGCGAAAUCUGGCAAAUCUAGGAUCAAAAAUCCGUUUUUGGAUUCGCCGAAAGGAACACACCCAUAGUUUAUAUGUCUGGCUGGCUUUCAAAAAAGACUCUCCGCGGCGAAAACAGCCGUGCCCCAAUACUUGAUAGUUGUUCACUUGUCAAUCAAGAUAAAUCCUUUUGAUUAGUUAGAGUUAUUGUUUUCCUGCGGCCUGGAAACUGCACGCAUAAUAAUUUACAAUGCACCAACCUAUAAAAAAAGCUCACAUUGAGUUUCAUCUUAAAUAUAGUUAUACACCAAUGUGUACGAUGAUUUUGUGGACGUGAUGGCAAAAAAUUCGUUUGUAAUGAACGCAAAACAGUCUGAAUCGGAACGUGAGGCGAAUAACAUUUUACGAUAUUUUUAAACCUUCAGCUGCUAUCUUCAAAUGCCAUUAUUCCGGCAAACUUGCCUGAUUUGUAUUUUUAAUAUGAUUGAACACUUUUGUUUUUGCGUAAUUUACUAUGUAUAUUGAGGAAGCCGCCGACUCAUUUUCUUCUUCCCUGCAGGUGCGGCGGAACAGCUCUUUUCGUCUCAGGUGUUGCAAUAUUUUUAUGGAAAUACUCCAGAUAACAAACCAUGUUCAUCAGUCUGAAACUUUCAAGAAUAAACAUUCUUUUUUCUUUUAUAUUGUUCCGCAAAUUUAAUUUUUCGUAAAAUAUUAAAUAAUGUUUGUCAGGAUAAGCGUGCGUGUGGCUAGCUAUUAACUUUUUGAAGUCCCCGCAUGAAAUAUUUUAAAGCGCGAAUAUAAGGUAUGAAAGAGAACUCUUCUGAUGUACUGAAGUAGGUAGCAAUAAGGCGAGUGACGACGUCGCAAAUGCGAGCGAGGAAGUGUCCCCUAACAUUUUGUAAAUCGUGUUGUACCAGUCACGGACCUUUAAAAAAGCCUAAAUGAAAACUUUUUGUAUUUUGCAAACUUUGCUCUGUUAGUUCUGUUACGCUGCGCAAGUGAUUCCCAGCUCGGAGUUUGCAAAUAUGCAAUGUUGUUCUGUGAUAUAUGUGCGCUCCCGUUUAUUUUUUAGUAUUUUACCAAAAUUGUUUUUAUUUUUGAACCUAAUGCAAGGGCAGUAUGGCAAAAUAAGCUGAUCCCUUUUGCGGAAAAAGGGAGGACGGACAGAGGGCGGCGACGAAUAUAUCAAGAAUCAAAUCGGACUGGAGGAUUGUAUUUAGCUCACUGGUGGAUUGUUGUCGUAAGAUCGUAAAUUUGGUCGAUUACAGGGAGUGCACUGUCCAGAAAAUGUAUACUUUACAAAAUCCCUUUUUACCGAGAUUUUUUAUAAAAUAGAUAAAUAAGUAAGUAAAUAAAUAAAAUCUCCCGUAACUUUCGUUAUCAUAUGCAUCGACAAUGUUUUUUUCCGAACACAAAUUACUUGUUUGUUUGUGUCGGUGAAUAUUUAUAAUUAUCACAAUCGUGCAUGGGCACUGUAGAUAAAGCAGUUGAGUGAUAAUUUAAGAUAAUCAUAAUCUUUACGAUAAUCUAUUGAACCUAUGUAUUUGAAACAAUGAUAAAAAACCUUAAGAAAUCAAGCUUGUUCAGGAUAUUUUUGUUCGGUAGGUGCAUACAGGCACCUUAAAUUUUAGGCUUGAACAUUUUUUUUUCUAUUUUUAUGUUGCGCUUAUUUUGAAGGCCAUAAACAUCACCAUUUUUUAAAUUUGUUUUGUUUUGUUCUUUUUUUUUGUUUUUGUUUUUUUUGCAGUUUUAAAUCAUAACAUUGAAGAAAUUUAGGCUUGAAUGGGGUUUCCUUCAGUCUUUCUUAAACUGCAUCUUCGCAAAGGUCGUACACGUUAGGUUUUUUUUCGAAUUUGUUAUUUUGCCAAUUCGGGACUUGGCUAGACGUUAAUUGAAGCAAGAACACUUUAUUCUACGAGUCCUUUUCACUUCCUGAACUCUUAAAUUAUCACCCCUUUGCUUAAGUGAACAAUCUAUUUGUCGUGUUCUUGCAAUAUGUUGCUUUAAAGUGUGCAUUAGCAGCUAAGAAUUAGGAAAUUGCAGUAGUUUUGUACCAACAAUACUGUGACAAGCCAUGUUGAUUGUUUCCUUUUAAAUUCAGCAAAAGUAAUUUCCAUAUUAUUGUUUUCCGGUACUUAGCUAAACCAAUCAGAUGAUUCUUGCGCCAACUUAUCGAAGAGAAGAAUCAAUAAUGUAAUACCUUAACGAGGGUCCAAGCGGCUUAUUAACAUAAAAUAUGUCAGUUUGUGUUUCUAAGACUAAAAAUAAUGGAGGCCCUCGCUGAAGGCCUCGACGACGAUAGCGACUCAGCUGAAAAUCGCUUGCUAAAAAGCGGGGACUCUCCUUGCGUUUGUAGCAAGACCUGGGAGAAGGAUUUAAUCUGUGGAUGGACGCCCUCCCUGGCGAAAAAAAUCUCGCGUUCGAAGCCAACGAAAACACACGCGUCGUUUAGCAACGUAAGGAAGGAGAGAAAAUGCUCCAUAACCGAAUGUGGAUUUGUGUUUCGACAUUAUGAGAGGACAGGACGCUACAUCGAACAGUAUCGAGAAAAUCAUAGCAGCGCGUUUUUGGAAACGGAGGCCGAGUGGAGGCCAGUGAUGGGUGUCGAUGUUCCGGACCCUUACUUGCCCAAGAUCGCCAGCUCCAGGUGAGUCAGUACUAUUAACAUCGUAUUUUGAUUGUUUUGCGUGGUUUUUAAACCAGUUUAAGCUGCUCUGCUUGGGGAGAAUAUUUGUUUAAAAAUAGGAUAUCAUAUAAGGCCCAAUUUGUUGAGAAAUUGUGGAGGUAAUACUGCUUAAAGAGACCAAUUUAUUUUGAAGAAACUCCCUUAAUCGGAAGUGUUUGGUCUCCGAUGGGCAAUCCAAAUAAAGAUUCAAGUCAAGCUGGUUUGAUCGAUGUCACGUUUAUUUGAAUUUUCCACAAAAUACUCCUUAAAUCGAAGAUUGCAGAAACUAGAAAGUAGGCCGAGCGCUUCGAACGAUAGUAAUGCCUUUAAUCAAAGAAUAACAUAGUACUUUGCGAAAAAUUACAGACUGUUUUCGUUUGUUUUAUUAGAAAUUAUAGUUGUCAAAUUAAUGAUAUAGCCAUUUGACAUAAUGUCAUGUUUACUCUACAUACACGGAUGUAUUGGCGAGGAAGACGUUGCCCGAGGGUUUCGACUGAAAAGUCAGACAAAGCAAAAUAUUUGGGGCAUAAUUUCAAUAACAUUGUUGCAAUCGUUCGUUUCUUAACCGCAGUUGUCGGUAUUGCCUGAUAUUGCGUGUUGAAUUUUUCGGGAUGAACAGUUUUCCGUUGUACUGGUAAACACUCGCGUGAACGCAAGAUUUGCCAUUAAGAUCGGAGUGUUGAGUGCUUCAGCCAAAUGGUUUGACGCAUUUCUCAGUGAUCGACGAUGUGAGAUGCAUCGUAUAAAUUUGAAGAUAGCACGGUUUUUCUGUCGAAUUCUUGCGCAAUAUUGGUUGGCCUUUUCAAACGAGCACGCGUUACAAUGAAAUCAGUGUGUUUGUUAUGCCAUUCUACCAAAACCUGUGUGAAUGUUUUUCUUUUCCUCUUUUUAAAAAAGGACGUCUCAUCGAUUUCUCGGUCUUGGCUUGACAAAUUAAAUACGAACUUCAUGCCACUAUUCCCUGCUCUCACGAGGAGGCAAAAAUGAGAGUAAGGAGACAGACUCUCUCUGGCUCCUGUCUCUCAUUUUUGCCUAGUCGUGAGAGACCUCUGCUAGCAGCGAAAUGCCACUAUUACGUUAAAAAGUAGAAAUAAGGUUAGUUGUUAGCUAAUUAAGGGAAAAAAUCCCAUUUCUUCUGUUCGUUCGCAUAUAUGUAAAUGUAGGAAAACUCCUAGCCAAGGAAAUCGCGUCAAUACUUCAGAUCAGGUACUUAGAUCAGUUCCGCAGAAAACUUAUACAUUAUCAGCGAGUAUACAGACACGAGUAUAAACUAAACUCUCUUCGUGUUUUUUAACGCCGAACGCGUAGUAGAAACGAGAAAUACUAUUUGAAAUAGCUGGCUAACUGACAUCUACUUUGCCAGCUUUUGCCGUAAAAGGAGGAACGAUUGUAUAACAUCUUUCCAACAACAGUUCCGUGCAGGUAAUUAGAUGUAUUUUUUAUCACCAUACUCACUUUCUGUUUUUGGCUUCUGGUGAGCUAAAUUUCAAGUUUUAAUUACCUAGUUUUCGAGACGUCUCCGUAGACUUAAUUUGAUUUUGUUCAGUAAUGACGAGUUAGUUUACUUAAGCCAUUUUUAAACGUGUUUUUCUCAGUUAACGUUUGUCAGCAAUACGCCUACAGUCACGGUAUGAAUUCAUAUGCUCAAGUGGCUUAAAAAGAUUUUUGUAACUCGUCAAGAUCUAAAUCGCAGUAACCGUGAUUCCUGGAGAAAUUUUUGCAGUCUUUUGGGAUCAACGGCAUCUGAGCUCGGUCUGAUUUCAACAGCAGCCCUGUUGAAAAUCAAAACAGUGUACACAGUUGCACUCUUCCCAGUGCUCGGUUUAUUUCAUCUCCUGGUUGUCCCUUGGAACGCCUAUUUACUGGGCUGUUUAAAACCUACAUUUCCUGGCUUUCCUAUCACACUUUAAUGGGUCCCGUUUUCAUAUGCCUGCUAGAACAAGCCUCCCCUAGCCGAUAAAUCAGCCUAAGACAAAUUUUUAUGGUCGACAACAAUACGCUGAAUUCUUUCCGGGUAGAAAAGAGAGACGAAUAAGACAGACGCCCUAAACAGAGAUCUUGCCAUAUAAAAUUUACCUGGCACAUCUUUCUGUACGUUUCUUCAAACACAUCUGUUUGAUUUCAGGGAUCGAAAGUAAGCCAGUAUUUGCUACUGGCUUAUACUAUUGACUUAAAUUGUUCUCUUUGCUUUCCUGCUUAGCCAAACCUUUGACCGAGUGAAGUUUAUCGAGGCCAUGUCAGAUUACUACAAAGUUGCUGCUAUGAGAAGGCAAGUACAUUCCUAUUAGUAUAACUAUCAUGGGAGAGUCGCCCGGCAGAGGCGUGGCUAAAAAUUUCCUAGAGGUAUGCACAGUCUCCAAAUCAACCCUACUCCUUCUCUCAAAUACUUUUAACACAGGUGGCUUGAUAAAAUUUCUGCUUUUUAUCAGUGAAGUAACCAUUUUAAAACCCGUGUUCUUGAGGCAAUUACCAAUAAAUACAGCUUGCGCGCCUGGCGAAAUCGGGAAAACACAGCAUUUUGUUUUGAAAAAAAGCCAUCUGAAAAACGGUAAACGGACAGUUACUUAGGCAAUUGCACCAGUUAUGUCAGUGAUAUUCGACAUUUUUCACGCACGCAUAUGCGCAGUAACAUAAGGGUAGCUACGCCCCUAGCCCCAACUAGAUCCUUGUUUGUGUUUGAUGCAGCAUCAGAAGUAUCUCCCUCGCGCGCCCCGUUCUUUCUUGUGCUCAUUACUUUGAAGCGCCUCCUACGUAGUUUGCGUCAGAAGAAACCUUUUCCACAGGUCAUCAAGCCUGAAAAACAGACUUUAUUUCCUCCAAUAAUGUUUUAAGUGUAGGCCAUUGGUCGCCGUUGUAAGUUUACCCUACUUUAAACGAAAAUGCCAUGAACCUCUUUCUCGCAGUUUUUCCAAAAAGCUUUUUGGUUGCGCGCGCUAAGCUACCGUCGACCUGAAACUAUUUUGGGAUAAAAAAAGGAUGACCCAUUAUUUUUUUAUAUUCAACUGAUGUAAGAUUUGAAUUUCUAAUUUUCUGCCUUAUAUUCUGCAGUGACCUUCAGAACAUCUGUCUCACGGGUAAAAGAACAGAGAGCGGUGACCGCAAAACGAUCUCGAUGAAUAACGGCGCAAAACUGAGCAAAGAAGGAUUACCGUUUAUUGUUACAUCUUCUAGCGGCAAGAAAGUUUCACAGAAACCUGAAUGUAAAAAACAGUCAAUUACAGUAGAGGAAGAAAGAACUGAUGUUAGGAACUAUCGCGAAGAUCUUAUUCGGACCGCGCCGGCGGAGCUAACGGAAGACAGUGUUUUGCCAUCUGUACCGUCUAAACCGGAUUUACCGCAUCAUGAACAGGAUGAACCGGUUUUUUUCAACUCAGGUGGUUUUCAAUCCAAGGGUGAAACUAAGCGGAUUGAAAAAGAAAGAAUUCGUCUUCCGAAAUUUCAAUGGACAGAAUGCCAUGUUAAAAAGGUACCUAGGGGGACGAACAUCGCGACUGCAAAGGUGCCGGAAAAAAACCAGCGUAAUCCGGUUGUAGAAAACUUUCACAGCAGUGACAGCGAUGAGAGCUUUAAUCGGCCACUGGUCUCACGAGGAAAUCUCCAUUUGGGAAGCACAGUUCAGUCUCCCAAAUUAAAAUCGAAACCCGCUCGUGUAGCUGUCGGUAAAUGCGAAGUAUUUAGCUCGGAACCCCCAAGCACCGCCGAGCGCGCACGGAAAUCAUAUCAGGGAGGAAUAAAGCUUCCCAGUGAAACAGCAUUUAUUCAAAUUCUCGGACAACAAACGGGACCACCACCCAAAGCUGCAAAUCAAAACAGAUCCAAAGAGAUAAAUAGAAGGAGACCAAGAACGGAGGAGAAAACCUUUGUCAAUCAAAACAUGCCUCUACAAUAUCUGACUCGCUUUGGUAGAAGGAGCUUUCAUCAUGUGUUAGAGGCUCGUUCCUUCAAGCCUGGUUAGAAGAAACUGGGAGCUACUACUCUAGCAGACUUUCAUAGUUAGGGAAAUUCCCUCACCCUUGGUCUUCUCUGCUUACUCCUUCCCCACGCCUCAUCCCUCGUUCCUAGUUAGCCUCGAUUUCAAGGUCUAAGGAAACUGAAAAGAGCUAACUUGAGAGCGAGGCUGUUCCCCGCCUGACGGUCAAGCUAAGCAACUUCCCUAAGUAAGCUCAUAAAGGACUCCUUCACAUCAUACUCAAUCAGAACAAGUUUACUGCAAAUAUAAUGAUAGCCUACGUUGUUGCUUAUUCUUGAUUUAUCUGUUAUCGUAUAUAUUUUUCAUUAUGCCGAGGCAAGCAUAACGCAGGGACAAGCGCAAACACGAGAGUCUUGUGUCAAGACAGUAAAAACCAACAUAGAUACAGAAUGGUUCCGUUUUCUGUAAAAGCACUGGAAAAAAUUCAUAGGGUAACUGGCGAGUGAUGCGAUAAACACACUUACUGGCAAAUAAAUACUUUCGUGUGCAUCACAACAGACGUUUUAAGAAAUUAACCUGAAACGUAAGGCCCUCAUUAGAGAACUAUAGUAAAAUCAUUGCUAUAUGAUAUGUAAUAUAUAGGCCAUUGGGUUGUCAAGUUCUGUACCAUAAAAUUUACGAUACGAUCGUUCAUUGACGAUAAUCUUUUUGAUAAUCAACACGAUUGAAAGCUAUGUGUAUUAUCUAUCAAUCAACUCUCAGUUUUAGCCUCUUAGUGGCCAAAACUUGAAAGCACAAAUCACA
Porites lobata is the source of this 24315-nucleotide messenger RNA. The record is from the annotation of a GenBank genome assembly. Lineage: Eukaryota; Metazoa; Cnidaria; Anthozoa; Scleractinia; Poritidae.